AUCCCCCUUCAUUAUCUUUUGCUUUACAUAUUAUUAGGGGCUAAGCUUGAGAACGGGGGCACUACCCUAAUGAUCUACAUCCCGCACUAAUCACGAAUUUGUUUGUUCUUGGUUCUGAUUGAGCGAGAGUCCACUUAAUACGUACUACGGUCAUCAGCUUUCCCUUCUUUUUUCUCUUCUUCAAAUUGAAGUUUCCAUAUCUUUAAGAAAAAGUGGUGGCCAUUCCUUCUAAUAAGUUCUCUCUCUCUCUCUCUCUGGCUCCGAUAUUGUUGAAGUUUCAAAAUUUUGAAGCUCUUGAUUAUCUUGGUGUUUUUCUGCAUCUGGGGUUUCAUGGAGGCCCUCCUUGAUUUGAUCACCCCAACCGCCCCUACAUUCUUCUUGAUGUUUCUCUCGCUGUACCUCCUUGCUUUCUUUCUGGUUUUUCGCAACUGGGAUCCAAAGCAUCGACCAGAAGCUUCGAGCUGCCUCCUCUCUCUAACUCACGGCACUCCUGCCGUUAUCAUGUCCGUCCACGCACUAACACGCGCCCCAACCCCACCUAGUUUUGCUUCUCCAAACGCUGCCUUCCAAAACGUUGUACUGGAAUUCAGCACCGCUUACUUCUUAAUGGACCUCCUCCACUAUAUUGUGUUCUCCCCUAACGACAUCCUCUUCAUCAGUCACCAUUUAGCCACGCUAUACGUGUUUGCGACAUGUCGUUAUGUGGUUCACCACGGCGCCUUCGCGAUUCUUGCGCUUCUUGUUCUCGCCGAGGUUACCAGUGCUUGUCAGAACGUUCGGAGCAUUGCUGGUUUGCUGAGAGCCGAUGCACCUGCAGCUGCGAAAUUGUAUGAACUUUUGUCCCUUCCUUUUUAUGCCUUUUACUCUGUUGUUAGAGGGAUUUUGGGAACGCUUGUCGUUUAUAAGAUGGGGAUGUUUUAUGCAAGUGGGGCUGCUGAUAAUAUGAUUCCGAGGUGGGCAUGGGUUUCUUGGAUGGUUGUGAUUGUUUCUGCAGUCUUGGUUAGCAUACUGUGGGUUUUGAAUCUAUGGAUAGAUUGGUUUAGAGAAAGAAGUCGCAGAGCGCAGAAGAAAGUCAAGUAAGAUCUGUGGGAAUCCUGGGGUUCAACAAUUCUGCAACAAUUUCUGAAUGGGAAUCGAGAUUAUGGAUUUCAACUAUUUUCCCAGAUGUCUAGAGUUCGGGGGCUUGCAGUCAAAUUAAUGGGUGAUGCAGUGAUGGGAUGCUACACCAUUUACCUGUAUAUAAUCCUGUGAUUUGCAUUUUUUAAAUGUUGCAAUGAAGAUAUAUAUAUAUAUAUAUAUAAGCCCAUGUACUUUCAGGAAGCAGGGUACUAGUAAUUCUUUUCCUAUUUAUGUAUGUUACUGCUAAACAGAAACAGAAUUGGGUGA
This is a messenger RNA of Alnus glutinosa, 1386 nucleotides long. RefSeq names its product TLC domain-containing protein At5g14285-like. Gene Ontology annotation, cellular component: membrane. The transcript has a single exon. Lineage: Eukaryota; Viridiplantae; Streptophyta; Magnoliopsida; Fagales; Betulaceae. The record is from RefSeq and is a predicted model, not a curated record. Bases 331 to 1080 code for a protein of 249 amino acids.